UUUUCCAACGAAAUUAUGGCUGAGCAAAUAGGCGAGAAAAAUUGGUUAACUGUGUAUCCAGCUUAUAUAAACAGUAACAGAUCAAGACAGCGAGGUAGAAUGGUGCCUAAAGAGAAAGGUGUUAGUGAUCCUCGUUGGCAAGAGAUCAAGGAUGUUUUGGAAACAAUUAAAGGAGUCCAGGUUAAGGAAGAACCCAAUAAGGUUUAUCCGCGUGAAUUGGAUAAAGAAUUGAUGCAUUGCAGAGGACGAGUGAGGUACACUUUACCUGGUAAUGAUCCACGUUUCAAAAAAAGAGAUGAUGUAUUGUUUUAUUUGUGCGAAAUGAUACCUAAAUUAAAAUCCAGGACCACUAAAGGAAACACGGCGCAAACACAAAGUACAGAACAAUCUGCGGUGUCGGGCAAGAAAAAGAAGUCUAGAAAAAAUUAAACCUUGUUGUAUUGAAUAUUAGACUUGUUUAAAUUCGUGUUUUCUCUUACUCAUUUGUCUACCACGAUUAUCAAUGAUAACGUUCCCAUGUUUCCAAUAUAUUAAUAAAUAGACUAAAUUAUUUUACUAUUCGAGUGAAAGCACAGUA
Molecule: messenger RNA, 577 nt
Organism: Tetranychus urticae (two-spotted spider mite)
Lineage: Eukaryota; Metazoa; Arthropoda; Arachnida; Trombidiformes; Tetranychidae
Gene: Srp19
Product: signal recognition particle 19
Biological process (GO): SRP-dependent cotranslational protein targeting to membrane; SRP-dependent cotranslational protein targeting to membrane, signal sequence recognition
Cellular component (GO): signal recognition particle, endoplasmic reticulum targeting
Molecular function (GO): 7S RNA binding
Source: RefSeq, a predicted model, not a curated record